Gavialis gangeticus (Gharial) is the source of this 3311-nucleotide messenger RNA. RefSeq names its product ataxin 3 (gene ATXN3). Gene Ontology annotation, cellular component: nucleus. Gene Ontology annotation, biological process: protein deubiquitination. The transcript has 11 exons. NCBI's taxonomy places the organism in Eukaryota, Metazoa, Chordata, Crocodylia, Gavialidae. The record is from RefSeq and is a predicted model, not a curated record. The coding region runs from base 58 to 1203 and encodes 381 amino acids. Gene Ontology annotation, molecular function: cysteine-type deubiquitinase activity.
CGAUUGGCUGGGCCGCGGUCACGUGAGGCGGAGGCCGCUGGCUCGAGACAAAUAAACAUGGAGUCUAUCUUCCACGAGAGGCAAGAAGGUUCAUUGUGUGCUCAGCACUGUCUGAAUAACCUACUACAAGGGGAGUAUUUUAGCCCAGUGGAGUUAUCUUUUAUUGCGCAGCAGCUGGAUGAAGAAGAGAGGAUGAGAAUGGCAGAGGGAGGAAUGUCUAGUGAAGAGUACAGAACAUUUUUACAGAACUGUUCAGUGAUUCCCACUUCUGUUUUUUUUCCGAUACUUAACCCUGAGCAGCAACCUUCUGGAAAUAUGGAUGACAGUGGAUUCUUUUCUAUUCAAGUUAUAAGCAAUGCCUUGAAAGUUUGGGGUUUAGAACUAAUCCUCUUCAACAGCCCAGAGUAUCAGAGGCUCGGGAUCGACCCUAUAAAUGAAAAAUCAUUUAUUUGUAAUUAUAAGGAACACUGGUUUACAGUUCGAAAGUUAGGAAAACAGUGGUUUAACUUGAACUCUCUCUUGACGGGUCCAGAACUAAUAUCAGAUACAUACCUUGCACUUUUCCUGGCUCAGUUACAACAAGAAGGUUAUUCUAUAUUUGUUGUGAAGGGUGACCUACCAGAUUGUGAGGCUGACCAACUAUUGCAAAUGGUUCGGGUACAGCAGAUACAGCGACCAAAAUUGAUUGGGGAAGAGACUGCACAAUCAAGAGAUCAGAGGUUGCAGAAAAGUAACCUGGACCAAGCUGUAGAAGUUAACCAUCCAUUUGAUGGGACAGGCAUGUUAGAUGAAGAUGAGGAGAAUUUCCAAAAAGCCCUUGCUCUAAGUCGGCAGGAAAUUGAUAUGGAAGAUGAAGAAGCUGAUCUUCGUAGAGCCAUUCAACUUAGCAUGCAAGGAGAUCAUCGAAAUGAGUUCUCAGGGUCUGUAUCACGGAAUAUUUCACAAUCAACUAGUACAAGUCUGACAGAGUCUCUUUCUUCAGAAGAACUGCGAAGGAGAAGACAGGCAUACUUUGAAAAGCAGCAACAACAGCUACAGCAACAAGAACAUGCCUCAAACCUAUACGAUAAACCAACUACAAGUUCAGAUGCACUAGGAAUGGACCCAGGGGGUGAUAUGAGUGAAGAAGACAUGCUUCAAGCAGCCAUGAAUAUGUCUUUGGAAAGUGUUAGGAACCACUUGAAUACAGAAGAAAAGAAAUGACAAAAUGUUUUUUUCUGAUGUCAGAACACUCGUAAUCUCCAUUAUAAUAUUCCUGUGUGGAUGUUCUACAGGCAGGGUUCAUUUUAGAGAUGCUGGAAUCUGUCUGUUGUCCUGCUCCAGAUGGAAAAGAGGAAAUCACAAAUAACAAAAACUUCGUAGAAUUUAGCAAACUAUGGCCCUGAUACUGCAGAAUACUUAGAAAUGUAUGUAUGUUUUUUCACCUGAGUAAUCUUUAAAAAUCAGUUAAACUAUUCACAUGAAUGAAGUUAUGCAUGUGCUCUAGAGCUUUGUUGGGAUUAUUUACCUAAUUUAAACUAUUUUUCUAAAUUUAAGCUGCUUAGAGAAUUUAGCACAAAAUUCAAUAUUAGUAACUUUUUAAAGUGAACUCAGAUACCCUUCAGUAAUAAUUUAAUAAAUACAUUUAAAUAUUGCAUUUUAAAUCACUUAUGGAAUGUACUGCUAAAUUUAGAGAUGAGUAAUGUUUGACAUUUGAAACAUUUACAUUCUUUGUGUUCUUUAUAGUCUAGAACCUGAGUUCACGGUUCUAUGUCUCCUGCAGGGAUUCUUUCAAGCUGGAAUCCAGCUACCUGCUAUACAGUUUUGUGUGUGAAUUAUCUGAUCAGUUCUUCAGAAGAAACACAAAAGCAUGAGUUUAGGUCCUGACAGGCCAAAGAAAAUCUUCAGUGUAUUUCCAAUUUUACUGCUGCAUUAGAAUCCUUUAAUGUCUUAAGAUCUUAGGCCUUUUUUAUUAUUGUUAUUAUUUAUUUUAAGUUUUGGUUUUAAAGUAAUUUGAAAAAAAUAUCUUGCAAGUAAGGUUCAUGCCAUCCUGUUUCCAGUUUUCUUACUUUAGAUGACUUGGGUUUCUAGUUAAUACUACUGGCUUGACUGGAGAAUGAGUUUCUUAUGUGUGAUGGGAAAAUGGUGUUCAGUGGUGUGCUAAAGAAAUUCUUUUUUUUUCUACGUCUCCUGUCUACUAUGGGUUUUUCUUUGGUUUUGACUUUUUAGGGUUUUUUAUUUGUUUGUUUUGUUUUUUAAUCAUUUUGAGGUCUCUUCCUCUGCUCUGGCUUCUCUCCAUUCCUUCCUUUGCAUUACUGGUUUUAAUUGUAAUCUCUGAAUCAGAGAGUUCACCAAACUGAAUAUAGAGAAAAAGAAAAAGGAAGGAUUUAAAUGCCAUAACUUCAGUGCCACAUACCUAAAGUGCAUCCCAGCAAUCUGAAAUGAUCCCUGUGCAAGUAGCUGUAUUAGGAUUGAAUAUUUAUGUCUGUUUGUGUGUGCCUGUUUUUUUUUUCCUUAAAUGCUUUUUAUGAGCGUUUUCUAUCGUUUGCAGCUUUUUUCAGGAAUGGCCUUUAUUCACGCACCUUACAUAUUUUUUUUGUCAUGCUGUUUCUGAUACUUGGAAAGCAAAGUAUGCAAGCAAGUACUGUUGGUUUUUUAUGACUUACAUUUGGAUUUCCAAGAUGAAUGUGUAAUAGAGUGACCAAAUUUUGCCUGCAGCUUUACUGCAACAGUUCAAACAUGCUCCUCUUUAAUUGAUGGUGCUUUUAAAUAUAAAUUCUGUUUACAUAUGCAUUAUUUGGAAAUAUGUUGUACAGUUUUUAAGCUGUAUACCACUUACUAUAUAAGAAGUUGCCACUAACAUUCUAAGAGUCAUUUUUUGAAAAAAAUCUUAAUUAUUUACCAGAAUAUUUAAAAUUAUAUCAUUUUACCGUAGUCAUGUAUUUAAUUAAAAUGCAUUAUUAGUAGUUAUUCAGUGGAAGCAAACAUUCAGCACCAAGAAGUACUGUAUACAAACGGGCCUUGAAUUUCUUGUAAAUGUUUGUUGAUGGCUUUUUGAUGGCUUAGAAUAUUGCUAUACUGUAGGCCAAGUCUUGAUUCCAUUUCUUGCUUGCUUAAUUUCCACUGAUGUCAGUGGGACCAUAUGUGUGAGUAAGGGAAUCUGGAUUUAGCUGUAGAAGAGUGGUGAUUUUAAAAAUUGCUUUACAUUCUACCAUUCUCAUCCUUUUUAGGGAACACUGCUGUGUGGUUAACAGUCCAACUAAAUCAGCAAAAUCCUUGGACUACUUUGCUACCCCUGCUGCACAAAGCUAUUGAAACAAAGUAACUUCAUU